GGCAGCAAUGUGCCGCAACUUGCUUGCAUGUAGCUGACUGCCAAAUAGCAGCAGAAGAUGACAUCGAUUCUUUCGUAAUUUUUCCAAGUUUACAUCGGGGUGAAUACGUUGCACUACACCCUACCAACAGCGUUGCAUUAUUAGAGAUGUCUGGACGUGUGUGCGCCAGCAUCCUUCAAAGAGCUUCAAGCUACACUUCGACGCUUUCCUGUACUGCCCCAUUACAGUACACCCACUUCGUAGGAUUUCCCUCAUCUCAGCCUCGAGCAGCAUACCAAUGUCACUUCUCAUCCUGGGGUAACGUUACCUCCAGAUCAGGGUUGUACUUUACUGGUGAGGAGUCCGGAAGUUGGUCUCAAAGUGGGCGGAACCUCUCAACUCAUCAGGACCUUGCCUUCCAGCUCAGCCGGGUCCAAAUCAACAGUAUUCUGCGAUCUAAUGAGCAGACGGUGAGUGUGCCAGAGUUUGAUGGCAGGGGACUCAGUGCUGUGAAAAAGUUUGAGAGCAACCAGUUGGCUGCUAACACACCUAAUGAGGAUCGUCGUAGUGCAGCCUCCUGCUUACAGUCAAAGGGCAUGCUCUUUGGAGUAUUUGAUGGCCAUGGGGGCUGGGCAUGUGCCCAGGCUGUCAGUGAGCGUCUGCUGUACUACACUGCAGUUGCAAUGAUGUCAAAGCAGAUCCUGGAGGAGCUUGAGAAAUGCAUUGAGCAUGGCAGAGCUGUUCCUCCCAUCUUGCAGUGGUACAAACACCAUACAGACUUUAACUAUCGUGAAUCUGCUUCCCUCUACAUUGACCACCUGAGAGUCUUCUGGCAAGAAUUACUGGACAGUGAGGAACAUGGUGAAGGCAUGAGUCCUCUGGAUGCUCUGGACUGUUCUUUUAAACGGCUCGACGCUGACAUCUCCUUGGAGGCUCAAGUCCCCUUUUCCAAUGAUCUGAUGAAAAGCACAGCCAUCCAGGUUGCGUUUGCUGGUUCCACUGCCUGCGUCGCUCAUGUUGGCACAGACAGGAUCCACGUGGCGAAUUCCGGUGACUGCCGAGCAGUAUUGGGGGUGCUGGAGGAGGACGGUUCAUGGAGCGCUUUGCCCCUUUCCCAAGACCACAACUCACAGAACCAGGCUGAGAUGGAGCGGAUCAAGGCCCAGCACCCGCCCUCAGAGAGUGACACAGUGGUCACAGAUGACAGACUGCUCGGGGUUCUGAUGCCCCUCCGUGCGUUUGGUGACGUAAGAUUCAAAUGGAGCCAUGAGUUGCAGCAGAGCAUUUUAGCCAGCCUGGAACCUGGAGUCGACCUGGACUCUCUCAACCUGUACCAGUACACUCCACCUAACUACCUAACUCCACCCUAUCUGGAUGUGGCACCCGACAUAACCUGUCACAAGCUGAGACCUCAGGACCGCUUCCUGAUCCUCGGCACUGACGGGCUGUGGGAUGAACUAGGGAACGAGGAGGCUGUACAACUCGUCGGAGAGCACCUGAGUGGGAUUCACCUACAGGCUCCCGUUUCUCCAUCUGAGAGGCAGAUGAAAUUGGGUCAGAUGCAUGAACUCUUGCUGAAACGCCAGGCCCGUGCCUCCCCUGCUUUAGACACCAACGCUGCUACACACCUCAUCAGACAUGCUCUGGGCACUGGGGAGUAUGGAGAACUGUGCCAGGAGAGGCUGGCCUCUUUGCUCACUUUGCCAGAGGACCUAGCUAGGAUGUACAGGGACGAUAUCACAGUAACUGUGGUGUAUCUGAACUCUGACCUGGCCAGACACAGCUAACAGAAGUUUUUUUUUGUUUUGUUUAUAUAUAUAUAUAUGUGUGUGUGUGUGUGUGUAUGUUCCAGGCUGUCAUUUUCUGGAUAUUUUGGGACACAAAGGAUGAUCAUUACAACCUGUUGCAUACAUGGGUUUAAAAAUAUUUUUGAAUGAACGGGCAGUUUUCAGUGUUGUAUUAUGCAGUGCAGGUACAAGUAAAGAACCACUGUCCCACAGACUUUGUGGAGAAUAUAUAUACAUACAUACAUACAUACAUACAUACAUACAUACAUACAUACAUACAUACAUACAUACAUACAUACAUACAUACAUACAUACAUACAUACAUACAUACAUGAAUGAAUGAAUGAAUGAAUGAAUGAAUGAAUGAAUGAAUGAAUGAAUGAAUGAUGGCAGUAAUCACAACGCUACAGAAUAAUGCAGACACUCCUUUUGUUCGCUGUGUAAAUGUUUGUUUCUAUUUCUCUUGCACAGUUUGCUCUAGACCAGUGCGUGCAAUGGGCCAGUACUGCGUCCCGGCAAUUCUGAUUUUUUGUCCACAUGUACCCUUACCUUUAAUUGUUAUUAAUAGGCUGAUGUCAUUAAUAUCACAUAUAUACGGCCUAUGGCUGAUAUUUGUACCAUAAUAGGCUAUACGUCAUGAUAUAUUGGGAGAAACCAAGCAAUUCUAUGUAAAAUAAGACAUUCAGCAACCCCAUAUAGGCUGAAUGGAAUGAUCCCUUUUUCAUAACCACAUUUUCAGACACUGCGUCAAUUCGAGUGUAAGAUUGGCAGUCGAAUCGGGCUCCUUAGAUCGAAUUGUUGAAUAGUCAACUUAUACGGGGCCACCCCUACAAGAUAUAUGCAGAAAAUAUAAAUAUAUUCAAGAUAUAUACGAAUGUCAUGGAACUGCUGAAUUAGGGUACUGGCACUUUUUUUUUGACCAAUUCAGGCACUGCUCUAGACCAUCCAUCUGUGAAGUUAUUUUUCUGAUUACUUGGCUGUUUACCUACGUGUAAGCUGUGAAGUAUAGUUUUAAUGUGUAAAUGUACUGUCUUCAGUGUGGUUGUUAGAAGUAUAUAAGUUGACACUCCACUCAAAGGUGCAGAGGCUUCAUAUUAAACAAUUGUUAAAUUA
Perca fluviatilis (European perch) is the source of this 2879-nucleotide messenger RNA. It is a transcript of the gene pdp2, whose product is annotated as putative pyruvate dehydrogenase phosphatase isoenzyme 2. Gene Ontology annotation, molecular function: cation binding; protein serine/threonine phosphatase activity. The record is from RefSeq and is a predicted model, not a curated record. Gene Ontology annotation, biological process: protein dephosphorylation. Lineage: Eukaryota; Metazoa; Chordata; Actinopteri; Perciformes; Percidae. The transcript has 9 exons. The coding region runs from base 147 to 1766 and encodes 539 amino acids.